AUGUCCACACCAAGCUAUCAGAUGGUAUCCAAAACGCAAAAUGUGUAUCAAGAGGAGAACUUUGAAAUAGACAUGAAGGCAACUCCAUGCCAGCAAAAACAAAAACUGAACAACAAGAACAUAGGACUGAUGCAAAUGAAAGGAUGUGCACUAGGGGAUGAACUAAAACCUCCUGCAUUUAUCAAGGCCAACAGGUCAUAUCUGGACAGCGAGUCUGGGUUCAGAAUUCGCGGUUCAAAACUGCAUGUGAUGCUCAUACGCGCCAUUAAUGUGGCCUUGGCUGCUGCCUCUGGAACGAUCCACAAGGCUCCUGCGGUCUGGUCAAAGGCGGAGGAAAGUAUCUUCCUCAACUUCCUUCUGCUCGCCCUGCCUUCAUCAGGUGAUGGAGGCUUCAAGAUGGCAACUUUCAAUCAAGCAUCUGUGGACCUCAAACUCAAAUACCCACAUCAAAGGGGCACAGAGAAGACUGGUGUGGUGUGCAAGAAUAAAUUCACAGCGCUCAAGAAAGCAUAUUACACUGUUGUCGAAAUCAAGUGCACAUCGGGUUUUAUGUUGAGUAAUGAGCAUGGGACACACCCUUACGCAAAGCCCUUCAUCAUGAAGGGCUUCAAUCACUUCAAGACCAUGGAACAAUUGGUACCAAGUAAGGCCAAAGGUUUGCAUGUCUUCCAACCCACCGCCACGAGCAAUGCAACUCCUCAAGAUUCUACCACCUCUACGUCACCUUUGAUCCCCACUGCAAUAGAUAAUGCCCUUCAAGGGCCACCAUCAUCGGUAGAUCCCGACUCCCUUGAAGUACCUGCUCCCUCUACAUUUCUCUGUCCCUCCACCGAAGGUUCUACCAACUCGGUAUGGACAAGUAUGCCGUGGAAAGCGCAAAUUCAGCAUGGUUUCUCCUGCAUCAAUUAUGAGUUCCCAGAAGCGCAGUCAUCCGUCAUCUGCCAUGUUGUUAGUGCAGCAGGAGGGUACUGA
Messenger RNA from Suillus discolor, 972 nucleotides. RefSeq lists its product as uncharacterized. Lineage: Eukaryota; Fungi; Basidiomycota; Agaricomycetes; Boletales; Suillaceae. The coding region runs from base 1 to 972 and encodes 323 amino acids. The record is from RefSeq and is a predicted model, not a curated record. The transcript is spliced from 9 exons.